Molecule: messenger RNA, 204 nt
Organism: Sphaeroforma arctica JP610
Lineage: Eukaryota; Ichthyosporea; Ichthyophonida
Exons: 1
Biological process (GO): retrograde transport, endosome to Golgi; intracellular protein transport
Cellular component (GO): retromer complex; retromer, cargo-selective complex; late endosome
Source: RefSeq, a predicted model, not a curated record
GAUGAUAAGUGGUCCAAGAAAGUGCAGAAACUCUUCCAAUACGCACACCAAACGAUAACAGCGCUUGCCAAUGCGGGCCAUGAGAGUCUCUCGCUCAGUCUAGCACUGCAGUGCAGUACUAUGGCAGACCAACUCAACCUGGAGACUAUCGCAUACGAGUUCUCCACAAAGGUACGUGAUAAUUACCUAUUGUUGUAUGUAUAG